UCUCUCAAUAAAUGAUUUCGAUGGCAUACUGAGCUUGUCCUCUGCCAUUUGAUGACACCAACGUUGAAAAUCCGACUCGGUAAAAGGUUCGUUUGAUAAAACAUUAGCCUCAAAAACUCUCUUUGAUUUACCAUGAUAGCAUUCUAGAUACGUUUUUGUGAGAACACCUUCAACACGGUAAGGCUUACGCCCUUCAGAGAUUCCUUUAACUUGACAUAAUCUGUAUACGCCUUUACCAUCUCUUUCCCCGAUUUUUACUCGUAUAAAGCAACCAGUAAUUGUGGUUUCGAAUGUAGGGUGAUACAUAUAUUCAGCAACAUGCUUACGACCCAUGCGAAUACUAUUCAGGUCCGACAACCCGACCUUCACUUCAUCCUUUCCUUCCAGGUCUGUAGGAGAAUAAGGAGAAGCUUCUGCUUCACUUUUUUCGGAUUCCUCUUCAUAAUCUGACGUAAGACCUUCUUUCUUUGACUUAAAUGUUGGUUCGUCGGGCUUAAAUGUUCGUUCUUGGCGCCUUUUCUUUAGUUCUGUCAAUUUAUCUCUUUUACCGGCUGCAGUCGAGGUCAAUGGUUUGUCACGAGUAGACUCUGAAGAAUUUGUUAGUAUAAAAAAGAACUCUACUUCAAAUAGUAUGUACGUACUUCUUGUUGUCUGUGCAGCAUAUUGAUUAUUCUGUUGACGAAGACGAAUGGCCAGCUCUCGUCUUUCCAUUAAUUUGGAUAUUUCUUCUUCACGUUCAAAGAGAAUACUUUCUCUUUCAAUUUCGGACAUGGCCAUAAUUCUAAAUCCAGUCAGCUAUCCGAAUUCAAUUUGCCAAAGAGUUUACCUUGCUCGAUCUGCUUCAUCUUUAAAUUUGCCUUCUAGCAGAUAUGGAUUUUGGUAUUUUUCCUCGAAAUCUUCUUCAGAUUCACUUUCUUUAUCAUUUACUUCGGAAUUUUUGGAAUUGAAAUCAUUUUCAUCGCCUUUUUCUUCGUCUGAACUACUACUCAAAUCAUCGUCCCUAAAAACCGUGUCAAUUCAGGAUUUCUUGACAAAAAAAAGCAGCAUACAGUUCAUCAUGCAAUCUUUUACGAUCAUUUCCCAAACCCGCAUCAUCUACACCAGCUAACGCUAACAAUUCAUCUUGAAAGUCAGCCAUGUUGGUGAAGGAUAGGUUCACGUCCCGUACUAGUUUACUACAACAUAGCAACUACUGUUUAGGUGAACUUGCGUACACCUUACAAGAACAUGUUACAGAGGUGAAGAAGUGAUUGGAUUCAUGGUAAAAAGAUAUGCAUAAUUUUGUAAAAGUAAAUGUUUCGGUAGAGAUUUGACUGUGACCUAGGAAGUAUAUCGAUCGAAGUUCAAUCUCAUAAAAUAUUAUUUUAUUAAUUUUUAAUUAUUGUUAAUACUUUAUAAAGACUGUUUUGCUGCUACUGUUAGUGGGAUUGGAAAAAUAACACUUAAUUCAUUCACCUGGGCCAAAGCGGUACUGUACUGUAAAGUAUUGAUAGCAUAACGAAAUGAAUUAUGCUUUGAAAGCAAUAUUGGAGCUUUGUAUAGAGGAAGAUCUCUUAUUAAAAGCUCUAGGGGUUUUACAGUAUAUAAUUCAGGUGUCUUCUGCAAGAGUCCCAGCUUGCUAUAUUCAGUUAUGCUUAACUCUUCUUGUUAAUCCUGAAUACUCACAAGUGAAUCUUCAAGAAACUAGUCGCUGGGUGCUUCUACAAAUUUUAGAGAAAGGAUGCAAAGACAAUCUAGUAGCCUGGUCAUUUGAGACGGAACUUUCCGACUUUGAUAGUCCUCGUGAUGAAAGCUUGUUAGUUUUUUCUAUGCAUAAUCUGUUUACGAAAGACGUUGAUUUUUGGGAUUUGGUAGCAUACACGUUUGCAAUUCCCGAAGAUAUGAAUCGAUGGCUUCUCUUGCUAGAAAUUUGGAUACUGGCCUUAGAUUCCGAUGCGAAGUUAAAUAAUUCUUUAUUAAUGAAAGAAUACUUGGGUGAAGAAUAUUGUGAAUUAGAUGAUGCAGUAGAGAUUAUCUUAACUGGUUUUCUGCCAAAGCAACGACCAUAUGAUUCUCCUUUUUCGGAAGAUGAUCAGAAAGAUCAUAGAAAGACCGCGGGAAAGGCAUAUUUGUCGAAUGAGACUACUCAAAAACUAGAAAAGUAUGCGGCCCACCUGCUUCAAUUGGUUUGGCUUUCACUUCCCAAAGGCCUUACAGUCGUUGUACAACUAACAAAAUCCUAUCAUUUUUUGAACCAAAUCGACUUUCAUUUGGAGUUUUUGCCUCCACAAAAACAACAGCGAGCUUUUCAGGCACUUGGUAACUCUUCUCUUCGAUAUUGUUUGAGUCAGUAUUGUAUAAUGAAAGGGGCAGGCAUAUCUGUAAAUAUUCGUCACGUAUUGGAUAGUUCGACUCAGCAUCUUGAUUCACUUUCACGAGGUUUUAUCCCGAAAAAGAAAAAUCGUCAGAUCUUUCAUUUAAUAAGCUGGACGUUUUUUUUUUCCUCUUUGCUAUCUGCAGACUCUACUAGUUUACAGAAAAACAAACGCCUAUUGUUGCUAGAUAAAAUGAGACAGCUUUAUUUGGCUUAUGAGCAACUUAAUACGGAAAAAGUCAUUAGUUUCCUGAAGCCUUUGGCUACUUUAAUUUAUAUAUUAGAGCACUCAGACAGUGGAGCAAUUCAAGGAUGACAAGGCCUUUUUGAUAAUAAAAAAAGUUAUAUUUAUACUAGUUAAACUCAGUAUAUAUUAUGAAGAUAAAGAG
Messenger RNA from Schizosaccharomyces cryophilus OY26, 2742 nucleotides. Its product is annotated as Smc5-6 complex non-SMC subunit Nse5. NCBI's taxonomy places the organism in Eukaryota, Fungi, Ascomycota, Schizosaccharomycetes, Schizosaccharomycetales, Schizosaccharomycetaceae. The coding region runs from base 1503 to 2669 and encodes 388 amino acids. The transcript has a single exon. The record is from RefSeq and is a predicted model, not a curated record.